Oxyura jamaicensis (ruddy duck) is the source of this 4820-nucleotide messenger RNA. RefSeq names its product two pore segment channel 2 (gene TPCN2). Bases 113 to 2326 code for a protein of 737 amino acids. Gene Ontology annotation, cellular component: lysosomal membrane. Gene Ontology annotation, molecular function: voltage-gated channel activity; monoatomic ion channel activity. Gene Ontology annotation, biological process: transmembrane transport; monoatomic ion transport. The transcript has 25 exons. Lineage: Eukaryota; Metazoa; Chordata; Aves; Anseriformes; Anatidae. The record is from RefSeq and is a predicted model, not a curated record.
UCCCUGCUCCCUCCUGAGGUGCCGGUCACAAGCGGUGGGGGCGGUCGCCCUGCUGCUGCCCCGUCCCGCCCCGUCCCGGUGGCGGAGCGCAGCCCAGCCCAGGUCGCCGCUGAUGGAGGCUGGAGCCGGCGCCGAGACGGAGCCGCUGCUGCCCCCGCGGAGCUGGCUCCGGCGGGCUGAGGAGGCUACUGGAUUGGAUAAUGACCUUUAUAUAAACCAAGCCGUAGUGUUUAUAGAAGACGCAAUCCAGUAUCGAUCUAUAAACCACCGUGUGGACUCUAAAUCCCUGUGGCUUUAUAGGCGGUAUUAUUCAAGAAUUUGCCAAUGCAUUUUGAGCUUGACCAUUACUAUAAUCCUGGCUUUGGCUUUCAUUGAAACGCCUUCUUCGCUUACUAUCACAUCAGAUGUACGAUACCGCCUUCCUGCCUGGGAUCCUCCGUGUGGCCUAACAGAAAGUGUUGAGCUGCUUUGCUUCCUCGUGUUCAUAAUUGAUGUGUCUGUGAAGAGUUACUUAGUUGGAUGGGAAGAGUUUUGGAAAAACAGAUGGCUGAUGGCUUAUAUCCUGACAUUAAUUGUUUCCCUUACUGACUGGGUUGUAUCGCUGAGUUUUUUCUGCACAGAGACUGUGAGAGUAAGAAGAAUUCUUCGUCCUUUCUUUCUCCUUCAGAAUUCUUCAAUGAUGAAGAAAACAUUAAAAAGUAUUAACAGCACAUUGCCUGAAAUGGCAAGCGUUGUUCUACUACUAGCUGUUCAUCUGUCUCUCUUUACCAUGUUUGCCAUGCUGCUGUUUGCUCGAACAAAGGAUGGCCAGCAGGAUAAGGAAUGGGUGGGGUAUUUUCGGAAUUUGCCCGAUUCACUGACAUCGCUGCUGGUCUUGCUAACUACAGCAAAUAAUCCUGAUGUAAUGAUUCCAGCGUAUUCUAAGAACCGAGCUUAUUCAAUCUUCUUCAUACUCUUCACUGUAUUAGGUAACUUAUUUCUGAUGAACUUGCUUACAGCCAUAAUAUAUAACCAGUUUCGAGGAUACCUUCUGAAAUCAGUUCAGUCCUCCCUCUUCAGGAGACGGCUAGGAAUCCGGGCUGCAUUUGAAGUGCUUUCUUCCCUGAAAGAGGCUCCUGCUAAUGCAGAACAGUCAUACGUCAGUGUUGGGGCCUUGCUUCAAGUGCUGCAGAAAGUUGAAAUGGAUUCUCGCUGCAAGCAAGCAAUCAUGAGGUCACUCAAAACAUGGUCUGGUGACCAGCUGUCUGCCACCCAGUUCCAGAAGCUCUUUGAAGAACUAGACAAAGAUGCCAUUAAGCAACAUCCUCCCAGUCCAGAGUACCAAUCCCAUUUUAUGCAGAAAGUGCAGUUUGCCUUUGGCCACCCUUACUUUGGCUACCUGGGGAAUAUUGUAGCCCUUGCAAACAUUGUUUCUAUCUGUGUGGUUUUGGUGCUGGAUGCAGAUAAGCAGCCUUCCGAAAGAGAUGACUUCUUCUUGGGGGCUAUCAACUGCUUCUUCAUCCUAUACUAUCUGCUGGAAAUGUUGCUGAAAAUCUUGGCGAUGGGCUUGAAAAGAUACUUAUCGUACCCAAGCAAUAGGUUUGAUGGACUUCUGACUGCAAUUUUGCUGGUUUUGGAGAUUGCAACUUUUGCAGAGUAUGGAUUUCCUCAUCCUGGUUGGAGACCUGAGUUCAUGGGCCUGUUAUCACUGUGGGAUAUGGUUCGAUUGGUGAACAUGCUAAUUGUGUUCAGGUUCCUGCGGAUCAUUCCUAAUAUGAAGUUCAUGGCUUUGGUUGUUACUACAUUGCUGGAUCUGGUAAAAAACUUGAGAGCCUUUGCAGGAAUCCUUGUGGUGGUUUUCUAUGCAUUUGCUAUAACUGGCAUAAUGCUGUUUAAAGGUGCUGUGGUUCCUAUGGGAAAUGUCAGUGUUGUCAAUACAACAUAUAAUAAUGGCACUCUGCAGUGCGGGACCUAUGAACAGCUGGAAUAUUGGCCGAACAACUUUGAUGACUUUGCUGCAGCAGUGGUGACUCUCUGGGAUGUGAUGGUAGUGAACAACUGGCAAGUCUUUCUGGAAGCGUUCUCAAGAUACUCAAGUCCGUGGGCAAAGAUCUAUUUUGUAGCCUGGUGGUUGAUCUCAUCUGUCAUCUGGGUUAAUCUCUUCGUAGCUUUACUUCUAGAGAACUUUAUCCACAAGUGGGACCGUCGCUGUCAUCGGGAGUCUCUCUCAGAUAUUGAAUACCAGAGGACAGUUGAACUAAUGUUCAGAGAUGUUUUGGAAGAACCUACAGAGGAAGAGUUGAUGGAAAAACUGCACCAGCAUCCACACCUGCACUUAUGUAGGUGACUGGUGGGAAGGACUGAUUUAUUUAGACCUCUGUUUUCUUGAGGUUGUCAGCUGGAAGAAACUGGAUGGAUUUUCUGUGAGGUGCUGUUAGGAGAGGCUUGCAGGACAGUAUGUAAGGUUUUGCUUGGUAAUUCUUUGCAGAAAGAUUUUUUUAUUGUUGGUUAGUAUCUUUUUUUUUUUAAAAAAAAGAUAUUUGAAUCUUUGCUAUUUUGACUUGGUUUUAAGUUGCAAUUCUAGAGGAAUAUUGCAGCUACUAUUUUUAUAAACUGUUAGUACCGCAAAAUUUUAUUUUCUUUUUUAAGAUGGUAAAGUGUUAAAAUGACAGUGCACUUUAAAACAUGAACUUUGUAACCACUAAGCCUGCUACUUUGAAAAGCACAAGAAAAUGGAGCUGCCUUUUAUGGUAGAGGAUUGUAGUGAGGGCUGUGCCCUGCAAUUCAGGAAUGGAUUAGGCAGGGCCAGAACAAAAUCCUUCACCUUUCCAUAGAGAGACUGAAACACUAUUUUUCUGAAAUGUGUCACAAACCUAUCUUUCAUAAUUUACAGGAUUUAAUCACUUUAGAACACAAAUUCACUGUAUAUAGUCACAGGGAGUGUUUACUUCAAACCUCUUUCUUUGUUUUUGAUCUAGGGCUCAUGCUAGUUGCACCAUGCUGGUACCUUUGAGCAUUUGUGGUUUUCAAUGUGAUAAAACGCAGCUCUCCUUUAGAGUAGAUAUUCUCUGGUGUUGCUUUUUAGUGAACUUUUCCUUCAUCUUCCUUCCAAGCCCUGUUCUACGCUGUAUUGUGUUCCAUGAAAAAGCUGAGGGGAAGGAACAUUGGCCAGAAGGUAGCAUCACAAUCACUGCAAGUCUCCCACUUAAAGGGAGGGGGAAAAAAAAGGCUGAAUGGGAUAAUCAAAGCUUUUAGCAGUUCAGUUUUUUGAGUCUAGGAAAUUGAAAGUGCUCAGCCAGUGUUGCAAUAUCAUGUUCUUUUAUGGUUUUGUGGCUACUUGCUGUAUACCUGAGUGGUACUUUUUGUGUAAAUAACUUCGUCAACAAAUCUAAAUUUGAGAAAUAACAGAAAGUUAUAUCUGCAUGCUUUUCAUUAGCCCUUAGUAUUCCUCUAAAAAAAGGUGUUUGUUUGAAUCUUUGUCAUGGAACUAGUAAAUCACUAUGAAGAAUAUAAUCAAUUCCAACUAAAAUUACUAUAUGUGAAAAUGAAACUAGCCUUUGGGGCACGGAAUUUUCACUGAGACACUUGUCACUAAAAUAGACAUUGCCGUCAUUCUCCGCACUGACAAAGGUGUGGGGAAGGUAAAUGGCAAUAUAGCUCUUCAUAAAUUUAUGAAUUACCUGGUCUUUUUUAGGUAACAAAACAUUUUAGGAAAGUGCCAAGCUCCAUCCUAUUUACUUUUUCCCUUUCUUGCUUUCCCUCUCUUGUUUUGUUAUUAGUCUUUUCUUAGUUUCCUCUCCCUAAUGCAGGAAACAGUCCGGGAUAAUGGUGCAGUUGAGCUCAAAAGGGUAUUUCUGCAUUGUUGUCUCAUUGUUUAGAAGGUAUGUAGUGGUUCUUGUGUUUCUUUAUCUGCUACUAAUUUUCCUUGUGCUUUGGAAAAAAAUACAUGUCUUGUAGUUGGCAUAUGUGUAGCACAAAUCUGAACUGAGCGCUGAGACACUCAGCCAUCUUUCUAUACUUCUGUAAUCUUGCAUCUGAAGCCUUGCUCUUGUUUUGUGUUCACUCUCUUUUCUCUGAUUUGUAAUCCACUCAAUAACCUAGUUGCACAGGUUUCAGUGGCAUUACCGUAUUUAUUUUCUGCCCUGAGCUUAGAACACACGUUAUAGCAAGUAGAUAAAAGUAUCAGCACACUUCUUCUAUGUUUUUUUUUUUUUUUUUUUUUUUUUUUUCAGCAGGAUAGUUUCCACACCUUUUAGCUUCAUUUAAUCAUAAAACACCAAUUUAUUGGCACUGUUAAUGGAUUACAAAUACUCUGUUUACCUUUUCACUCUACUUUUUUUUGUGUGUUUUCCAUUUUUCUAAGUACUUUGAGAAGCCACUUUGGCUUGUCAAAAAGUAAGUAGGUGGCCAGUUCCUGACCUGGCCAGCUUCUUUUGCUUGCUUCUGGAAAGCUUCUUUUUAUUUUUUUCUGUCUCUUAAGCUUUUUCUUUGACUAUUACAUUUUACAUUCUACUACAGUCUGCCAAAGCAACAUGACUUGGUGUGGGUUUAUCAAAACCUUCAUAACUGUCUCCACUAUGCAGUUUUCACAUCUGGACAAAAGGGAAUAGUCUUAGUCUUGUUCUUGUUUCACUUGUAUGUAGUAGAUGGGAAGUAUAACUAAAAGUUAAUAUAAAAUUGUGGUAUCUAAAGGCAGUUGUACUGGAAGAUGUAAAUAACUGCAAGUCUUGCACAAAAAUUGUAUAAAUAAUGAAAAUGAAUGUAUGUAACUGGGUAAAAUUUGAGGUUUGUAUUAUUAAAAAGAAGUUUCUUCUUAAAAUAUGAAAAUAAUUGAGGUGUUA